This is a messenger RNA of Dinoponera quadriceps, 1494 nucleotides long. RefSeq names its product nuclease-sensitive element-binding protein 1-like (gene yps). Gene Ontology annotation, molecular function: nucleic acid binding. Gene Ontology annotation, cellular component: nucleus. NCBI's taxonomy places the organism in Eukaryota, Metazoa, Arthropoda, Insecta, Hymenoptera, Formicidae. Gene Ontology annotation, biological process: regulation of gene expression. The record is from RefSeq and is a predicted model, not a curated record. Bases 99 to 938 code for a protein of 279 amino acids. The transcript is spliced from 7 exons.
CAGCCAUGUCUAACAUCAGACGGGUUCGAACAUCACAACCAAGAGGAACGGGAACAUCUAGGUUCGGCAGCGGCGUGUAUUAACACCUAAACACCACGAUGGCUGACCCGGAGAAACAGCCCGAACAACCCAAGGCUGUCCAGCAGAAGUUGGUCAUCGCUAACAAAGUGACCGGGACUGUUAAAUGGUUUAACGUCAAGAGUGGAUACGGGUUCAUCAACAGGAAUGACACCAGAGAGGACGUGUUCGUACAUCAAUCGGCCAUCGUUAAGAACAACCCGAGGAAGGCCGUGCGUAGCGUCGGCGACGGCGAGGUCGUGGAGUUCGACGUCGUCAUCGGCGAGAAGGGUCACGAGGCGGCGAACGUCACCGGGCCAGCUGGUGAGGCCGUCAAGGGUUCGCCUUACGCUGCGGAUAAGCGCCGCGGCUAUCGUUCCGCACACUGGGUAUAUCCGAGACGCGGCAACGGUAGACCGCAGCGCAGACCCCGCGAAGGCCAAGAGGGCUACGAGUCAGGCGAGGCGAGAACGACCGACGACGCGAAUGCGGCCGAGGGUGGUGGCCAACAGCCGCAACAGCAGCGACGCUACAGGAUGCGUCGCCAUUACGACGGCUACUACCGCGGAGCACGGCGUUCCGGGCCAGCUCCCCAGCAAGGCGAGAACGGGGAAGGCGGUGAGCAGGCGGAGGGGACCGGCGAGGGGGGCGCCCCACCGCGUGGUGGUGGUCGAGGACGGGGCGGACCGUCGCGGCGCUACUUCCGCCGCAACUUCCGCGGAGGAAGGGGUGGUGGACCCCCGCGGCGUCCUCGCAGCCAGGAUGGCCAGUCGGAGCAGAAGUCGGAUGCACCUAAAGAUACGGAUGCACCUGCCGCUGCCCCUGCUCCACAGGAGAGCCAACCGGUGCAGAACACCACCACCACCGAGAGCACCGCCUAACCAAGAGAGUAACGCUACACCACCAGCAGGACACUCCUUUUGAAUAUACAACACCAACACCCGUUAUACACUAAACAGCAGCAGCAACAGAAACAACAACAACAACAGCAUCGCAAGAACAAGAAAACAUCAACCAAAAAAAAGCUAAAAGAAUCGCAAAAAAAUAUUAAAAAAAAAAAGAAACCAACAAACACUACUCCACACUCUCCCCCACGGAAGUAAAUUAAUAAAUUGUAGAGUGAGCACGGGAAUCGGGGAAGGCGCCCACGGAGGGGGACGAGCGGGGAGGGGGAAGGCACGAGACAGCCCUUCCGUGCGCGCGCUCGCCGAUUCCCGUCCGUCUCUCUCGACUUAAGGGAUGGUUAGGUUGUAAGAGCGAACUGUGACCGGUCGGAAUGCGCGUUAAGGGCGAAGAAGAGCGAGUGCGCGUACACACAACGCGACGAACGCGGAAGGGUAAAGCAAUUACACACACACACACGCGGAGUGCACGGAGCGAUGAAUUCGAGCGCGGCGAGGAAAAACAUAUAUCUCGAAAUAUAUGUAUCUUUUUUUU